AUGGAGGGCCGAGGCACCCCCUUCGGCUCAGGGCCCUCAUCGCAAGGCGACAACUAUGGCGAGGAAUGGGCCCACGAACUCCGAGUCCGCUUCGAGGGCCUGCUGCGCGAUAAGCGCAUGAACGACCUCAGGGCUCAACAUCUAUCACAGCACUCACGAGAACGACCUUCGAGCGCCUAUCGCGAUGCCCCUUCACCUGCUGCACUGCGACAUCUUCCCAAGAUCCCAACACCACCCACCGCUACCGACCGCGACUCACAAAAGUUCCGAAAUCUUCUCCUCAGUCUAUCACUCACGCCUACCAAAUACGAGAACCCUGGAUUGUUGGAUGAGGCUCUCCAGACCAUUCCCCUCGACCGCAUAUAUGGCGAGGCUGAGGAAGAGUGCCAAGUUCUGCAGGCUCAAGCAGAGAGUAUGGGCGACGGACGGAAGCCGGAAUGGGGAUAUCAGGACUGCGUCAUCCGAGCCCUUCUUCGGUGGUAUCGGCGGUCAUUCUUCACAUGGGUAAAUAACCCCCCAUGCCCAGUUUGCCUGUCCCCUACAAUCGCCCAGGGCAUGACAGCACCAACUCCAGAGGAGAGUGCAUGUGGUGCGCUUCGAGUUGAGCUCUACCGCUGCUCUGCCGAGAGUUGCGGUGCCUACGAACGUUUUCCACGCUACGGUGAUGUUUGGCGACUACUGCAGACCCGCAGAGGCCGCGUCGGAGAAUGGGCAAACUGCUUCAGCAUGCUCUGCCGCGCGGUCGGUGGACGUGUGCGGUGGGUCUGGAAUGCCGAGGACCACGUCUGGACUGAGGUUUAUUCAGACCAUCAAAAGAGGUGGAUUCACGUGGAUGCCUGCGAGGAAGCCUGGGACAACCCCCGACUCUACACCGAAGGCUGGGGAAAGAAGAUGUCGUACUGCGUGGCCUUUUCCACCGACGGCGCUACCGACGUGACUCGGCGAUAUGUGCGCAAGAACGAAGCCGCCAACGAGCGUAACCGAUGCCCCGAGGAGGUUAUGCUUUACAUAAUGCAGGAAAUCAAGAAUCUCCGUCGGGCCAACAAAUCCAAGGAAGAGCGCUUCCGUCUUGAGAAGGAAGACCAGGCGGAGGAUCUGGAACUCCGGAAUUACGUGGUCGCGUCCAUUGCCCAGGCCGUUACGGAUCUCGUACCCGGAUCCCCCAACUCUGUCAACAAUCGUGGCGGCAGUGGCGGUGCAGGCCAAGACACCAAGCUGCCGGCCGAGAACCCGUCCCGCCAAGUUGGGUCUGCCGAAUGGCUGGCCGCUCAGCAACGCCAGCACGACAGACAGUGUCAACCCCGUGAUCCUAGCCAUCGGCGACACCUUCCUUGA
Molecule: messenger RNA, 1335 nt
Organism: Trichoderma breve
Lineage: Eukaryota; Fungi; Ascomycota; Sordariomycetes; Hypocreales; Hypocreaceae
Product: rad4 transglutaminase-like domain-containing protein
Exons: 3
Coding region: 1-1335 (444 amino acids)
Biological process (GO): protein deglycosylation; protein quality control for misfolded or incompletely synthesized proteins; glycoprotein catabolic process
Cellular component (GO): cytosol; nucleus
Molecular function (GO): peptide-N4-(N-acetyl-beta-glucosaminyl)asparagine amidase activity
Source: RefSeq, a predicted model, not a curated record